GCCAGAAGAGUGGCCCCAGUUUAACAAGGCUAUAUAGCCCCCAGACGCGAGUCGUCAUUUGCUAUACCCCAUACUUUCGCCUUACGGCUAACUUGCUAUUACCAAUUACUUUGAGCAUGCUGCUCCUAAUGGUCCGCUUAAUCCCUUUAUAACGGCCAGGCUAGAACCAUAUCAUGCAGCACACAACGUGUAUUAUUAUUAAUAUGGUUUUGAUUCUCUGGUCUUUGUAUACCGAUUUCUUCCUGUUUAUUAUUUUUUUUUUCCCUUACUCUAUUUUAUUAAUCACGGACGUUCUAUUCGAUUCCCUGACUUUGGCGCAAAUCGGAUACUACGGUCAUUGCUCAUGUUUAUUUGGCGCUGUCUAUUUUUUUUUUUUUCUGUCGCUUUCUUUCUUAUCUUCUAUCUUACUCGGGGGUCUGAUCUUUCUAUACAUUUUUAUGUGGUUUCUUUCUAUUCAUGCAAUAGACACGGCUACGGAAGCUAGGAGUCUCGUGCAAGGAGUGGACAAUAUACGGCAGAUCUAUGGCUAUUCCAUGGGUUUAUAUCGCAUAAAUAUACUGCCGAUUAAUGAUUUAUUCAGAAACAUACGUAUAUUUUGUAAACCUUGGUUUUUGUGAAAGAGUAAUGGAAGUAGUACGUACGUACGUAGCGCCCUGGGCACCCCAGACUAUAAUCAUGGUAAAGAGAGAAACUAUGAAUCGAUUUCACAUAGGACCGCGAAAGCUUCGUGGGAAAAAAAAAAAAAAAAAAAAAAAAAAAA
Molecule: messenger RNA, 760 nt
Organism: Aspergillus ochraceoroseus IBT 24754
Lineage: Eukaryota; Fungi; Ascomycota; Eurotiomycetes; Eurotiales; Aspergillaceae
Exons: 1
Coding region: 174-617 (147 amino acids)
Source: RefSeq, a predicted model, not a curated record